AACACUGAGCGUGACGUGACGCACUCCUUACGUCUUCCCAUACGCACUCGCGUACGAAUAUAUAAAAACCCUUCAUCUGAAUCCUCCCAGAUAACCCCAAUCAUACCCUUGUUUCGGUUCCUUCCUCCAGCCCUUCUGGAGAGUCUCUCCGCUCUGCCGGGAUUUGCCUUGCUGAAUAUUGGGGUCAGGUGUCACUGUUGUGCAUUCUCGAAGGUGGAGGAUAUUUUUCUCGACAGACUCUUAUAUGCAGUUAUAGUCAAACUAAUGCACAGCAGGUGAGUUUCGGUUCAGUUGUUGCAAUGUCUGGGCUUGCCAAGGGUAUAAAAGUUUGCGACGAGGAGAGUUCUGGUAACCGUUCCCACAGAGCUCAAGGAUCCAGUGGAAAUUCAGGUGAUUUAGACCAUGACAUCGCUCAGUUGACGAAGCUCAGAUCCAAACCCAAUGAACAUCUGAGAAAGGCUACGCUGGGCGGAUUGAAAAUGCCUGUCUCUACCCUGAGAAUGUUGGCUGCUCGAGAGAGCAAUUAUUCAGGGAGGGGGAGGUUCUCACUGUCUGAUAGCUGUCAUGUGUUGAGUAGAUAUUUGCCUAUUUGUGGCCCUCAAAAGGUGGAUAAGAUGGGAACCCGUGCAUAUGUUUCUCAGUUUUCUGCUGACGGUUCGCUCUUUGUGGCAGGCUUUCAGGGAAGUCAUAUUAGGAUAUACAACGUGGAUAAGGGCUGGAAAGUUAAGAAGAACAUACUGGCAAAAAGUUUGAGAUGGACAAUUACAGACACUUGUCUUUCUCCUGAUCAACGUUAUCUCGUCUAUUCUAGUAUGUCACCCCUUGUCCACAUUGUUAAUAUUGAAUCUGCUGCAACAGAGUCACUUGCGAACGUCACGGAAAUACAUGAUGGCUUGGAUUUCUCUACUGAUAACGAUGACGAGCAUGAAGGGUUUUCUAUCUUCUCUGUGAAGUUCUCAACUGAUGGGCGAGAGCUUGUCGCUGCAAGCAGUGAUGGGGCAAUAUAUAUUCAUGAUCUUGUAGCAAACAAGGUUGGCCUUCAAAUUCCAGCUCAUGAGGUUGAUGUUAACACCGUAUGCUUUGCGGAUGAAAGUGGCCACAUCAUCUAUUCUGGAAGUGACGAUCAUUUCUGUAAGGUCUGGGACCGUCGUUGUCUUUCUACAACAGGACAAGCAGCUGGAGUUUUGACAGGACAUCUAGAAGGCAUUACGUUUAUUGAUAGUCGUGGAGAUGGACGUUACCUCAUUUCAAAUGGAAAGGAUCAGUCUACAAAACUAUGGGAUAUAAGAAAGAUGACUUCAAAUAGUCCAACAUUCCACAGGCGAAGAGACUUUAUUUGGGAUUACAGGUGGAUGGAGUACCCAGACGAAGAUAGAAACUUGAAACAUCCCCACGAUCAGUCAGUGGCUACAUAUAAAGGUCACUCAGUGUUGUAUACUCUGAUACGCUGUUACUUCUCCCCUGCAUAUAGCACUGGUCAGAAGUAUAUCUACACCGGAUCUAGUGACUGUAUAGUUUAUAUAUAUGAUCUGGUGAGUGGAAAUCAAGUUGCCAAACUCAACCAUCAUAAUGAACCUGUAAGGGAUUGCAGUUGGCAUCCAUUUUACCCCUUGAUGGUCACCUCUUCAUGGGACGGCGUAAUUGCCAAGUGGGAAUUCCCAGGGGACGGGAAAACAACAUCAUCAUCUAGGCCAAGGCAGAGAAGAAGCAGGAGGGCGAUGUUUUAUUAGAGCAGGUCACGGCCUCAAAUGUCCUAGACUUUUUAUGUUUUUUGCUCAUUGUUUAUAGUCAAAUUAACAUGGGAAGAGGCUUUACCGAGAAAAGAAGGUGAGCCAGGAAUUUGCCUUACUGCGGUGUCCAGUAAAGAUACACAUUACAGAGGUUUCUUCUUGACUUCAUCCCUUUGCUGUAUAUAAAGAUCAGAACUAUUCUUGUCAUUGCUUCAGCAGCAGUGAGGUGGGUUUAACAAUCAAGUAAAUCAGAACAAGAGUUGUCUUUGUUAAUCGUCUGCUUCCCUCAGCUAAAUGUGGGAAAGUCUAGGGCAUCGAACAGGAGCAGUUCUCUGUGGCAGGUACCGAGUGGUCAAUCUGUUAGUCUGUUGCUCAGCAAUGAACGAUUUUUCAUUUGUUGUGUUUCAUAGAUGUUUGAUUAUCUAUCUAUAUGCUUCUGCUUGCUUUGGA
Syzygium oleosum is the source of this 2180-nucleotide messenger RNA. Its product is annotated as LEC14B homolog. The transcript has 10 exons. Bases 300 to 1730 code for a protein of 476 amino acids. Gene Ontology annotation, biological process: proteasome-mediated ubiquitin-dependent protein catabolic process. NCBI's taxonomy places the organism in Eukaryota, Viridiplantae, Streptophyta, Magnoliopsida, Myrtales, Myrtaceae. Gene Ontology annotation, cellular component: Cul4-RING E3 ubiquitin ligase complex. Gene Ontology annotation, molecular function: protein binding. The record is from RefSeq and is a predicted model, not a curated record.